Phytophthora nicotianae INRA-310 is the source of this 441-nucleotide messenger RNA. RefSeq lists its product as hypothetical. The record is from RefSeq and is a predicted model, not a curated record. The transcript has a single exon. NCBI's taxonomy places the organism in Eukaryota, Oomycota, Peronosporomycetes, Peronosporales, Peronosporaceae. The coding region runs from base 1 to 441 and encodes 146 amino acids.
AUGAAGACAAAGGAAUCGACGGCGUUCUCCUUUUCUACGGGCUCAAACGCACUCGGGAAAAGUAUGAUGAUGCAGGUCGGAUCUCGCGUUGUUGGAAAAACCAAUCGAACUCGCGGAAGGAUUGGCAUCGUUCUUGGCGUGAAUACAGAAGGCUGCCAACGCAAGUUUGAGGUUGAAUGGUCAUGUGGAGCUCGCGAGAUCGUAUCUGCACGGUCGAUUUCUCUCACCGCAGUACAAGAACCGCAGCUAGAGCGCGAAAACGCCUCGAAUGUGUCAACUUCAACCUUCACAGAUCUUCUGCUUGGAGUCAACGAAGGAGCAUCAAUAGAUAUGGACGCUUCGUCGUCAUCGGAUGAAGACGAAUUGAAUUUCGAGGAUACAAUGAGCGAGAGGAAGACAACGGAGCUAUCUAUGCUAACGGAGAGAGUGGAUCCCUUGUGA